GUACCUCGUGUAGCUUCAGUCUGGCAAUCAGUCAUUCCCAAGGCCUUCAGAAAACCCGAUGACCCCGUCUCUGUCGCCGAGCGCAAGAAGGCCCAAGCAAUGAAGUCCAAGGAUUGGAACCCUGCUACCUUCUUCAUCGUCAUCGCGCUCCUGAUCGGCUCCAACGCCAUUCAGAUGAUUGCACUGAGGAACGAACGUCAAGGUUUCACACGCAAAACAGAAGCAAAGAUUGCUCUCCUUAGGGAGACGAUCGACCGUGUACACCGUGGAGAAGAUGUCGAUGUGGAACGCAUCCUGGGCACCGGCGACCCGGAAAAGGAGAAGGAAUGGGAAGAGGUCAUGCAAGAACUCGAGUCGGACAACAUUCUGUGGAAGAAGAAG
Aureobasidium melanogenum CBS 110374 is the source of this 381-nucleotide messenger RNA. RefSeq lists its product as uncharacterized. The annotation marks the transcript as partial. NCBI's taxonomy places the organism in Eukaryota, Fungi, Ascomycota, Dothideomycetes, Dothideales, Saccotheciaceae. The transcript has a single exon. The record is from RefSeq and is a predicted model, not a curated record.